Messenger RNA from Gopherus flavomarginatus (Mexican gopher tortoise), 8314 nucleotides. RefSeq lists its product as uncharacterized. The record is from RefSeq and is a predicted model, not a curated record. The coding region runs from base 530 to 2056 and encodes 508 amino acids. The transcript is spliced from 8 exons. NCBI's taxonomy places the organism in Eukaryota, Metazoa, Chordata, Testudines, Testudinidae.
GUCCUGCUUUCAGUAUCCCUUUUCCCCACUCCUCCAAUGCACACUGGGGCACAGCAGCUGUGGACGUGACUCCCGGCGCCUGUUUCCCGGAGCAUAUCUGUGGCCGUCUCUAGAGUCACUAUGCAUCAUGGGGUUCUAAGGAGAAGAGAUUAGUAUGGGCAAUCCCAACAAAACAUCUAGAUGGUGGGGCAUGGAUCUCCAUCCAUAUCUUGUGUUUCUGUAACCAGUUGAGCUCUUGCUGUCCUACUCUACCUAGAACCACUGGGGCUCCUGCAAAGCCAUCCUUUGUGGGACUCAUGCUCACUGUCCUAUGGAGGCAAGAAAUACAGUACUUGCAGUUCAGUGUUUUGUAACCUCUCUGUAUUGUGAGGCACUGGCAGUCCACAAGGCAGAGUGGAGCUCCUAUCUCCCUGCACAGUUCUAGAGCCCAGCCCCUCGUGAACAAACCCCAGAGUCCUGUUUCCACCCCCAACAACCUAUCCAGUAAUGCCUGGACUGAAAGAGCCAUUGAGACCCCACAAACUCAAUCAUGGCUCAUCCUUCCGUACGCAUCAAAGGAACAGAACACAGCUACAGCCCAGUCCUGUGCCAAGAUGACCAGUGUGCUGCCAGUAUCAAAGGGAGGCAUGCCCACUGUCCAUUCUGCAGCAUUUCAGAGGCUUAUCAGGACCUGUUCAUUCUCCAGGCUCACUACCGGGUCAAACACAUGGACAAGGGGCUUGACUUUGCAGGACUGAAGAUCCUGCGCUGCUGCAAUCACUGUGAGAUCGUGGGCACGAUCAAAGGGGAGAAGAAGUUCAAAGGGGCGCACUGGCACUGCUACCGCUGCCGCAAUGGCUUCAACCGGCGGGACGAGGCAGUGAAGCACUACAAAACCCACUUCCGGAACCCCCACACCACCUUCCAGAUCCAGAUCACACAGGAUGUCAACAGCCGCCAGUAUUACCAGCACAGCGCCGAAGCCCACCCUAAGGCCUAUGGCGGCCUCCAUGUCUCCACCGGAGCCAGCGUCGAUGUGAUGGCCAUAGGCUCGGUGCUGGCCCAGACCGUCCUGGCAUCAGGAUCGCCUGUCUUCACCACCGACAAAGGGACAGAAAACCUCUUGGACAGCCCUGCCAAGGACAGCCGUUUGAACAGCAGGAUCAUGCUGGGAGUAGAAGAGAUGGCGGGGCUCAGCACCUCCUCCUCAUCCCUUCCCACUCAUCAGACCCUGGUGCUGAUGGACCCUGAUGGAGACAGUGGCAACAUCAUCUUUGAAGAGGGAGCCAAUUCUGUGGCAGGGCAGCCCAGUGAGGGGCUGGAUCAGAACCUGCUGGAGAAACAACUGAUUGAGCUGCACCAGCAGAACCAACAGCUGCUGGAGGAGAAGAAGGAGAUGGAACAGAAGCUUCGGGCAGAGAUCCUGCAGCUAAAGGAACAUAUUGCCAGCAUUGUCCAAGCUAACAUCCGCAUGGCAGAGGAGCUGAAACGGUACCGAACCUCAGAUGACCUGGAGAAGAAAGUCAGCAAGAUGGUUGAGCAGAUGGAGUGGCAGCACCGAGAAUUGCUGCAGAUGCAGGUGGCAGCCCUGCGGAAGGAGUUUGCCCAGAAAGAGAGUCAGCUGACAAACGGCAAAUCCACACCUCCAGCAGACGUUGCCCUGGAAACCAGGGAGCCGGCUGUGACCUCCUCCAUGCACACUUUUCUGGCCAACGCUGCCCUGGCCUCCACAAACAGCACCCAAUUCACCCUGCCCAACAGUCCCCAGGACACUGUGAUGCCCAGGCCGUUAGACAUUAGCACUGGGGAUGUUGUUUCCUUCGUUGAUCUGCCAGAAAGCUUACCUGGCACUGGAGGCAACAGUCUGGAAAAGCUAGGGAUCGUGGAGCUGCAUCUGGACACAAAACCGACCAUAGUGAACCAGGAAGCUGGCUCCCCACCAGCUCACGCCCAGCUCCUACCCAUUGGUGAAAUGAACGAAUCCAUGGGACUGCUCCCUUCACCGAGCAGAGAGAAGCGGCUGGCACAACACAUGUUGACAAGAGAAACCAAAGCCAAACAGCAGCGGACAGUCUGAUCCAACGUGGGGAACUUACACCACACAAGCCUCUCUCUUCCUAAGCCAGUAGCCAAACAAACUUGCCAGUUCCCUGUUUUGUAGCCAGUGCUUUAAAUGAUAGUUAUAUAUGGUGCUGUCAGUUAUUAAACUGCCCUUAAGUUAUAAACGUAUCCAUAUAUUUAAGUAUGAAAUUCUUUCCUCGGUGUAUGUCUGGGGCGUACUGGGCAGAAAAGAGUUACACACACCACAGAGCCCAGGUGACUUUUCUCCAACAGAAUAGAUUUACCCCCUGAAAUGCCUGUUAAUUAAACAAAAAACUGAUCGUGUCAUUCCAUGAAAUGGGCAACAGGGGAGGCUCACUUGAGGAUUACCUGUUCUCUUCAUUGCCUCUGAAGCACCUGGCACUGGCCACUGUGAGACACAGGAUCCUGGGCUAGAUGGACCUUUGGUCUGAUCCAGUCUGGCCGUUCUUAUUUUCCAAAGGUUCUGCACCAUUCCAGUAUUUGGGCCAGAAAAUGGAAGGUGUGUUCAGAGGCAAUAGAGAAAUCUGUCUCCCUCCGUUCACAUGUUUAUAGCAACACUGUUAACACACACGAGGCAAGUUCCCUGCCCGUUCACUGCUCCAGCACCCCGAGGAGCAAGACUCUGCCAAAGGAGUCCCCACCCCAAUGUCCCCAUGUGCUCAUUUCAAAUGCUGAGCUAGACCUGAGGAGACAGGAGCAGGGGAGUUACAAGAAAUGGUGCUGAGGAGCCGUGAACCUGCCAUCCACUCCCUGUCCAGGGGAGCUGUGGUGGUGGUUGCUUAGACAGAUGGAAAUAUCUCAUUGGAGCCAUUGCACCUAGGACUUGGCUUUUCCCACCAUCGCACCCUGAACAGGCCAGCAGAGCAACUGACACCUCACUAUCUGCUAGCAGAGGAGGUGUGCGAAAGACAGUUCAACACAGACGUCACGGUGCUGUGGUGGGGAGCAGAGUGGACUGACAAAUCUUUCUUAGCAUCUCCGUUUAUCUGUGAGCUUCCAGGACCAAUAGGACUGGAACUGAGCCCUUGUUCUUUCGUAAGGUAAAGGAGGUGAUUAGCAGUGUUCAAAGAACCAGGUCCAGAUUAGUAAGCAGCUUCAGAAGUGACUUGGCCAGCAAAUGAUUGAAACGGGCACUGAUGUACAAUAUGUCCAUAGUUUGUGACUUGCAUCCACAGUCACACUGUGCGUCGUCUCUCAUCUUCUAAAGAUGUAAGAGGUGACAGCAUCUGCCAUGCAGUUUUCUGAAAUAAUUCAAUGUGGAUUGUUGUUUCUGGGGUAGGUUGAAGCCUGAAAGUUUUUUUGUGGGGUCGGCCAUCAGGUGUGUAUUUGUGUAUCAGCAUUCUCUGAAAACGCUCCCCAGCGGCCCUAGGAUUGAAUGGGGAUGCUGAAGGCAUUUACCCUGAUCCCCAAAAGGCUUUCAGAGUUCAGCUGUGUCAUCGGAAGGUUCGGAAGCUCCUCAUGUAUUGGUAAGUUCAAAUUAGCCAUGGUUUGAUUGUAUUCACAAUUGUACUCUGGAUUUUGGGUGUGGGUGUAUGUGCUAGAGUGGACGACCAUUGAUUUUAAUGUUCCAGUUAUAAUUUUUAUUGCAGCAUUAAGCUGCACGUCCAAAAACUUGGUAUGUAGCUGUCCAUGCACACUAUUCUGCAGUUGAGAGUACCCAGUGCCAGAGCAUGUAUGCAUCAACACUGCAUGUUGGGCCUGCACGUUUUUGGAUGAGGCUAGUCCUUGCUAUUACCUUUUCACAUAUCUUCCAUGCAAGCUUUAGGAACCAAGCUUCUGGUCAAGGUUGCACACAAGUACUUUGGACAGGGCUCACUUCUGACCCGUUGACCUCAAAACGUGACACUGAGUUGUUCCUUUGUGGUUCUGCUGUUUACUUGAAAGGCUAUUACUGAGAUUUUGGAGGUGUUGAGGUGGAGCUUCCAGUAUUAAAAGUAUUAUGUUGAGGUCGAUGGCCAAGGUGUCACCACUUGUGGUAAGAUCUUUGUCCUGUACUGCAAGAUUGAUGUUGUCAGCAUAAAUUAAUUUAUACAAAACUGUGUCAGGUAAAUUACUAAUGUAGAUGUUAACUAGCAGAGGAGCCGGCACAGAUCCUUGAGAUACACCAUCACUGGGGGUGCCUGCUUUGCUGAUCUGCCCAGUCAGAAUCACACUGUAUCUUUGAUAGCUCAGCAUUGAUGUAAGGGGUCAUGUAAUGCUACAGCAUUUGAUGGGUCUUGAUACCCAGAGCAAGGGCCCAUAUCUCCAUAACUGAUCCCUGCAGGAGUGAUGGAGGUGGCAAUCAGGGUACAUGUGAACAUGUGGCAGUUUCCUCUGUCAAUUCUGCCCCCCAGGUUUGCUGUUUUGCUAUAUAUUUCAGGAAGUGCAUAGGCUAUCUGGGAAUGCAGUGGGAAUGAUGCACAUCGGACUGAGUUCCUCCCUGGAGUAAAGCUCAUUGGAGUCAAUAGAUUUACACCAGGCAUAAACUUGGCCCUAGAAAGAGCUAUGCGGUUAAGCCAAGGUGAGGUGUGAUUCUUGAUGGCAAAUGCUGUUAAAUAUUCUUUUGAUUUCCUGUGCACUUCCUGCUGAUGAAGGGCUGGAGAGACAAUUCUGGAAAUUUAAGUCCUCCUGUUUUUCCAUAGGUCGGAUACUUUACUGUCAGCAGGAGGGAAGCUUCCCAGACACUGCCCUGCCAAUGAGUCUCAGCCCUGAGCUUGAGAUCAACCUCUAGCAGCGAAAGGCCACACUGGCCUUGAGCUCUCUGCUGGGACUGCCCACAAGGGCUUAUCUUCACAUGUGACGUACCGCACCCCUGUAGCAUUCAGGUGAAGACACUACUAUGCCAAUGGGAGAGCUUUGCCUGGCAGCGUAGUUAAUCCACCUCCCCGAGAGGCAGGAGCUGUGGAUGGGAGAAGCUCUCCCAUUGACAUAGCACUGUCUAAACAAUGAGGGUGGGGUGGGGUGUUAGGUCAAUGUAACUGUGUCACUCGGGUGUUUUCUACACCCUUGAGCAAUGUAGUCGUACCAAUGUAGGGCUGUAGUGUAGACCUGGCCUCAGUCACAUUAUUCUGGUGACUAUAAUGCUUUAGUUUCCCACUUACAUUGCAACAUGAUUUUAGUCUUUGCUAUAUGCUUGAACACUACUAGAGUUAGAGAUUCAUGCUCCACACUAGAUGACAGCUGGAAUUCCAAGGGAAGCAGCUUGGAGGCACUACAGCCUCUCAACAACACAUAUGUAAGAAUUGUUUUUAACAUGGGCCCAACCUCCUUCUCAGAAAUGGCUGAACUGGUUUAGCUGAAAUGUUAAAUAAAAAAGAGAAAAAAAAUUAGCCUGAGGUAGACACCCAGCAUGGAAACGUCAGCCUGAAUGGUUGAAGUUUGGUCAAGUUAAAAGUGACUGAAAACAAGAUCUUAUAACGGAAAGUGUUGGGAAACCUUACGCAUAGGUAGCACUACCAGCCUGGUCUCUAAUAAAGUCCUGGGGUGCCCUCAGGGUAGAAGUGUAAUAUAUUUAGAGGGAAACCCAAACCUAAAGCCUGGAUCAAGACACAGCUGAUUUUUAAGGGCACAGGAAGGUGUUGGCAUUGGAAUCCAACAGCAGUUCUUCUCUAACUGGCCUGCUUUGAACAUCCCUCAAUUUUGAGGUGGUUGAACUCUGCCCCUGGAUGUGAAUUUUGCAGCUUGGGCCCAUUGCUGCCGUAACUGUUACCAAUCAAAAAACAGUCAGGGACUCAUGAUGAUAAGAAGACCACCUAAUGUUACCUAUCUGGGCUGACUUUUCCUAUGUAUCCUCAAGAUCUGCAAUCCCCUGAUGCCUGCUCCCAAACCUCCCUUGUAUUUGUCAAGGUGUUGUUUUAAGAGUCCUGGCUCUCUGGCGAGCACUGUAAGAAUGGAGGAAAACAACAGGCUCUGAAAGACCUUCUGACAGUUACAACUGGCUUUCUGAGGCCCUUGGCAACCUGAUCAGAGGCAACAAGGUCAGUGAAAUAUGGGAGGGAGGAGACACUAACAAAAUUACACUUGAAGCUGCAUCAGCAACCCUUCCUCCCAUCACACUAUCAAAUCUGCCAGUCUCAUUCUGCAGCAGCUGUAGGAGCAGCUGGAAAUGGAUACAGAAGCUGGCUAUUCUGGCGCUGCCCUGCCAUCGCAAUCCCUAUCCGCUCCCAAGAGGACUAUGCUAUCCCCUUAGGAUCACUGCUGAAAGAGGUGGGGCUGGUUACCUAGCAGUGCAUUAGUUAAGAAAGCGUCCAGUCACCAAAACGAAAGGCCCUUUGCCCCCCUUAAAGAAAUGGUAGUGUUCUGUUGUAAUAGCCACAACCCUGGUGGCAUUUGGGACCAGCCCCGUAAAAUAUCAGUAUCAAGUUAUCCUGCCGUGAUUCCAGUGCGUGAGAACCAGCCUCAGCGCAGACUGCUAAGAACCAGGGCACAGACCCCACAUUGUCUGGAGUUCUAUUCUUCGAUUUCACCCCCCAGUUAUCAAGUGUAAACACCUCAGGUUCUAUAAAAGCCUGAACAUGGGGCACGGGCUACACUGGCAAAGUUACAGUGCUGCUCAGAGAGCGCUGAAGGGAAACUGCUGUUGUGUGUUCACACUGACGGCUGCCUGAGCAAUAGCGUGUUCACACUUGCAGCGGUAUUCUGAGCAGUGCACUCUGGGCAGCUUUCCCACAGAGCAUCUCUUCCUCUUCUGCUGCUAAGACUUGUGGGAAGGCGGAGAGGGUCACGGGGCAUCAUGAGUCCUGUCCCAAUGCCCCAUGAUGCCUUGCUUCACAUCCCAGCAAUCCCUGUGCUUCUGUCUGCAUUUGGCGCCAUCUUUCAACCAUUUGUGUACUGUGCGUCCUGCCUCUUCAGGCUGCAGGAAUGGAUCCCGAACUGCUGACCAGUACGCUGCUCGCUCUGACCAACACCUCACAAGUAGCGGUGGAGUUACUCCUGAAAUUACAAAGGCAAGAGGAGUGUGACAUUGAUCUCACCACGUGUAGUAGCUAUAACACGAGUUUGCUUGUAGCAUUCACAGAGGUGCUGACCAAAGUGGAACGUUGCUUUUGGGCUUGGGAAACAAGCAUUGAAUGGUGAGAUCACAUUGUCAUGCACAUCUGGAAUGAUGAGCAGUGGCUGCAGAGUUUUCGGAUGAGAAAAGCCACAUUCAUGGGACUGUGUGAGGAGCUUGGCUCAGCCCUGUGGCGCAAGGACAUGAGAAUAAGAGCUACCCUGUCAUUGGGAAAGCCCGGGGUGAUUGAACAGUGGAAGCUGGCUACUCCAGAUUGCUACCGAUCAGUCGCUAAUCAGUUCGGAUUGGCAAAGUCAACCAUUGGACUUGUGUUGACAGAAGUAUGUAGGGCCUGCUCUGAAAGACCAUGACUCUUGGCAACGUGCAUGACAUUGUGGAUGGCUUUGCACAAAUGGGCUUCCCUAACUGAGCAGGGGGGAUAGAUGGCACGCAUAUUCCAAUUCUGGCACCGGACCACCUAGCCACUGAGUAUAUUAAUCGCAAGAGGUAUUUCUCAAUGGUUCUCCAGGCGCUUGUGGAUCACUGUGGACAUUUCGCAGACAUUAACACAGGCUGGUCUGGAAAGGUGCAUGAUGCACGCCUCUUUCAGAACACUGGCCUGUUCCGGAAGCUGCAAGCAGGGACUUUCUUCCCUGACCAGAAGAUCACUGUAGGGGAAGUCAAAAUGCCCAGUGUGAUCCUGGGAGACCUGCCUUCCCCUUAAUGCCGUGGCUUAUGAAGUCAUACAUGGGGCACCUAGACAGCAGCAAGGAGCAGUUCAACAACAGGCUGAGCAAUGCCGAAUGACUGCUGAAUGUGCUUUUGGCCGUUUAAAACCCGCUAGCGCUGCCUCUAUGGGAAACUGGACCUGGCUGAUGACAAUAUUCCUAUGCUUAUAGCCAUGUGCUGUACGCUCCAUAAUAUUUGUGAAGGGAAGGGUGAAAGCUUCACUCAGAGCUAGACCACAGAGGCUCAGCACCUGGAGGCUGAGUUUGAACAGCCAGAGACCAGGGCUAUUAGAGGGGCACAGCACAGGGCCAUAAGGAUCAGGGAUGCCUUGAGGCAGCAAUUUGAAGCUGAAAGCCACUAGCAUUUGUUGCUGUGCUCAGGAUUGCAGUGCUUGUAAUGCUAGGAGGUGACUGGUGCACAUGAUGCAAUAAGGGGGGUUAACGUAAUUGUAUGUUGCUUUGCAGUGGUCUUUUUGUUUUCAGUUAAUAGAAUAAAGAUUGCUUUCAGACCAACACAAUUAUUUUAUUAAAAUACAACAACUGGAGGAGAAGAUCA